CAGUCACUUCCCCGAGAUUUCGACUGACUCGUCACACAGGCCAGGAGCUCGCCGUGGAAGCUCUCAAACGAGGACACCGAGUCGUCGCUUUGAAUCGAUCCAUCGAGGCUCCGCAGACCAUCAUCAACGCGGGGGCCAAGGUGAUCCAGCUCGACAGCACAGCAGACCUUCAAGACUGCGGCCCAAGAGGCGAAAGAUGCAUACGGUAGGAUCGAUUGGGUUUUCCUCAAUGCUGGGACGACAAGAAUGGGUAGCAUCCUAGAGAGCGAUCUCAAGGACUGGGAGCUGGUGUUCGAUACAAAUUUUUGGGGACCUCUGAAAUUGGUGCCUCACAUGGUCGAUAACAAAGGGGCAGCCUUUGUCUUCAAUUCGACUCAAGUAUUUGAGCAUGGGUUCGCCAUCUGUGGUGCUUACAGCACUAGCAAAGCUGCAGUCACUGCCUUGGCGGACACUUUGAGAAACGAAGUGAAAGGAUAUGAUUUGCAACCUGGAUCUAUCAAGACGCCAUUCCUGGACAAGUCGCCUGAAAGCAAGACUUCCGUUCCAUUUCUUCAGCCCAUCGUCGAGUGGAUACACUCAGCCAGAGACAAAGCCCCUCUCGAUCCGGUCAAAGGUGCCGGGAGGAUUCUGGAUAUCCUAGCCUCUGGAGAGCUGCUUCCUGAACGAUUGCCAUUCGGUCAACAAGCUUUCAACAUGAUGAUUCCACGUUUGGAAGCUAGAUUGGCCGAUUUCAAAAGGAACAGAGCUUGGUCGGUGGGCUUGGACUACGCCGAGAGCGAGUAAGAGCUGGCCUGGUGCAUCAUAAGAAUCAUAGGCUCGAACAUCUCAUAGCAUGGACCGUCAACAGCGUGCAUACUGAUCACUAUGAAAUGGGAUGUAACAUCCGAG
This is a messenger RNA of Kockovaella imperatae, 888 nucleotides long. RefSeq lists its product as hypothetical. Bases 247 to 783 code for a protein of 178 amino acids. The record is from RefSeq and is a predicted model, not a curated record. The transcript is spliced from 2 exons. Lineage: Eukaryota; Fungi; Basidiomycota; Tremellomycetes; Tremellales; Cuniculitremaceae.